UACCAAGCCAACAACUGAUUCUUUGUUCCUAGAAUCCCAGAAGAUAUCGAGCUGGCGACCACUUACGACAGCCCUGGGGGAGAAGUUUCCAUUCGUAUGGGAGACAACUCAGAGGACGUCCUGAUGAGGAACAGCGUGCACCCUAGACCGGUCACCUUACACAAUGGCGGCACCGAUGGGACGGGUGAGGGCACGAAUGGGGAAGCAGGGCAUGCAGAUGACGCAGAUGGAUUUGACGCACUCAACGCACAGACUUUUGCCCCGCUGCUCUCGGCCAAUCAGUACACAGUCCGCAAGAUGGCGGCACAAGCUCUCAUGGAUGUGGCCUUAAUGAUGGCAAACAUUUCCCAACUACGGACACUCAUCACAGCAGGUGUUGAUCACAUGGAGUACUAUUACCCUCUCCUCAUCCUGGUGUCCACCUCGCUGAUCAGCCAGAUCGUCUUUGCCAUUCUCAUCUUUAUCAUCUGGGUCCGUGAGAGUGAUCAAGACCAAAGAGAAGAAUACCUCACCACGCUAAGUCAGGUGGUUGCGGCCAACAAUUCAGGCAGGCCCAACAGAGCCGCGUCAGAGAAGCUGAGGCUAUCACUGCUGAAGAGAGAGGAGGACUACCACCACCAUCGCAUUACCAACCACAUGAACUACGCCACCAUGGUGCUGGUUUUCCUCAUCACAGUUAUCAACAUGUUCAUCACGGGAUUCGGCAUCAAGCUGGACGGGGAGACCACCACAGUAGCAGGGGCGAUUCCAGGCAAAGCUGUCAAUUCUUCGUAACUUCAGAUAGCUGUUCUUUGAUUUACUGUUCUUACUGAUUGAUACGAUUAUAAAUUCUGUAUUUUUAUAUCUUUAUUGGCAACACAAUCCAUGGAACACCACAGCGAAAUCAGCAAACCUGCACUCAUAAACUACUCGUAUAAUAUGGCACUGGGCAAAGGACAAAAGCCCGGCUAUUCCUGGGUGGAUAACAACAGCGACAAUAACAACGAGAACAAUAAAAAGAACAAUGACAACAACAACAACAGCAACAACAGCAACAAUAGCAACAACAACAACAAUAACAACAACAAUAACAACAACAACAAAAACAUGAUCUUAUUAGAACCACUGAUUAUGAGUGUGGUACAGGGUGUCUAAAAAAAAGAAGACACGCCUAAAAUGCAAUAAUUCUGCAAAUCUGCACUAAUUUUUUUUUUAAAUCGAAUAAAUAAAAUUCAACCAUGGGGACGUAAAAUUUGUACAUUUGAAGAAAUUCUAUUAACAUGUUCAAGGAAUAUCAAGUUUGAAAAAUUUCAACCAUAAUUGGAAACAACGCAAAAUGUUACCUCUUAAAAACGUUCAGCUACAAGGGCAUGAUAGGCCCAUACUGCUUUCAGGACAAGAGAUCUUGCUCCGGCGCGAUGGAACCAUACGGCACACGCCAUAAAUGGCCCUUGUAUGGUUGCAAGGAAGAUUUAGAAAACUCCUCAUAAGCCGAAAGUUUACAAAUGAUUGGCCACCACAUCCACUCUCCCGCCCCCCUCCCUUUUCAACUUGAGCCUCUUCUAUUAUUACUUUUGGGUUUUUUGACAACAGAGUCUACAGAGAGGAUACACAAACAAUAAAACAGUUGAAACGCAAUGUUGAACAGGACGUCCAAAGAAUCGACCCAGAAAACUGUUAGAGGGUUAUUCAAAAUUUUCAGUGGCAUUAUAUUGGUGCUUGUAUGGAGAGAACUAGUCAACACCUGCUGGAGAUUUGAAAAGCCAUUGAAGCUCUGGCAAUAUCAAUUUUGUAUAAAGCUGCUAUUCAUUGCACAAAUUAUAUAGUGAGUGACUAUUUGAAAUAGAAUUAAGAUUGAUUUUUGAGGACUUGCAAGUUUUGUCUUUCACCAAAUUUUGAUUGAAAUUUUAAAAACUUGACAUUUUUCGAACAUGCUGGCUAUUUUUUAAAAAUGUUGACCAAUGUAACUUUAUUUCUUCGAAGUUUUAUUGAAAAUGGCUCAAAGAUAACCGAGUUUCUACCCUUUAAAUGGGUCCUUUUUUAAAAGAUCCUCGAUAUAUCAAAUGAACUAAAUGCCCUUAAACCGGUUGGUAACGGAUGAUCUGCUGCUUUUGCUAUGGAAAUCUUCUGGAAUCUUCCUUUUACAACGCUAUUGUUGUCGAGAUCUUUUACCUGGGGAGACGGGGCCGCUAUCUUGCCAACUGUAAGCGAAUUAAAGCCUACAGUUCUACUGACUGAACUAAACCUAAGUAUUUUAAUGUUGCCCCGGUAUUCUGUGGUUUUGCUCGUACAAAAGGGUCUGUGAUAAAAUGUGUGAAGUUAUUAAUUAUGCAAUGCGUUAUGGACAAUCAGGGAUACUAAUGAGGCUGAGUCGUGAAAUUAUAUAAACGUAUUACAGAAUCCAGAUGUGCAUUCGUCCUUCUAUUUUAUUCAUAGAUUCUCCAUUUCUUUCUUUUUAAUAUUUUUUAUUGUUCCUCCCUUUAUUUUUCUUUCGUUUCAACUCAAUCUUUGUUUUCUACGCCUUACUUUCCUUUCCAACUCUUUUUUCUGUCGGAUGUCGCAGACACCGUUUGUAUCUUUUAUUCAUUUCCUUUAGUUUCUUCUUUUUUCCAUCUCGAUAUUUUCUUUACUUUUUUCUGUUCCUUUUUAUCUUUUUCAACAUUUAUUAUGGCUGUCCAGUUUUUAUUACAGAAUAACGUUGAUCAGAAUCUUUUUAUUUGUUUGUGAUAAUCAGAGGUGUUUACACUAUUGAUCACCACCUUCAUCAUUAUCAUCAUCAUCAUCAUCAUCAUCAUCAUCAUCAUCAUCAUCAUCAUCAUCAUCAUCAUCAUCAUCAUCAUCAACAUCAUCUUCAUCAUCAACGUUUCUUCUUCCUUCCCCUCUUUUUCCUAUCCCUCUUCUUGGUUGACCUCAUCUUCCUUCCCCUCUUCGUCCUUUCCCUUUCCCUCAUUCAUCUCUGCCACCACCCGUCAUCAUCAUCUUUGCGAUCAUCUUCUCCAUGUUUGUCUCAAUCUAUUGCAUUAGGCUGCGAUUCUUUGCAAACUCAUGUUUUGUAAAGUAAAAAGUUGACUUUAAGUUGAUGCAUUACCAAGACCAUUGCCCACCUGAUUCCCCCCCCCCCCUUGCGCCAUUGUUUUGAAGCCAGAUUUUUACUUCUCCUUCCCGUGUCCUAACUGUUUAUAUGAUAUACAAUGAAAAGGUCUAUGUACUGUCUUAAUAAUCAUCAAAAGAUGAACUUUUUUACCGUGCAUGGGAUUUCGUUUACAAAAUGGUCCUUGUAUAUAUGACAUUCGUUGUGCGUUUAUGUAAAAUGUGUUUACCCCCUUGUGAAUCCUUUAAAAAAAUUCUACGCCAGGAAAUGUCGUUUUAUAAAAUUUCUUUUCUUGGUUUGCACCCUGUAAACAAUUUACUAUUCACACAACCUUUGGAUUCUUAAACUUUUUUAAAAUGUAACAAUAAAAGACUAUGCAGUGUUUAACAACAAUAGAGAUUGCCACGAAGCGGUAGCAAUGAAUUACAGAAAUUCAUCUUUUUUUAAAGGGUGGGUGAUUAGUGGGAGUUGCGGAAAGUUAUUGUCCUAUUUUUUUCGUUUCAGAGUUGUUAUCAAUUUUACACUGUGGCCACCGACGUACUGACUCGCCUCAAACUACAACUUAACAAAGACAAUACGAUUUCUGCUUAUCCAAGUACAUUUCAUCUCCAAUAUAUUACUUUGCCAGUUUUUCCCCUUUUGGGAAUGAUUAAAAAAACAACAGUUUGACCUCUUCCUGUUCUGUUGGUUGUAAACGGCACCCGAGUGUCAGUAUUAUACUCACUUCUGUUCUCAUUUAUUGCGGAAACAUGUCAAUGAUUUAAUAUGUAUACUUUGUGUCUAAAAAUAAAGAAAGAAAGAAAAUACUACAACUACUAAACUACUAAUAAUAAUAAAGGGAAGCAAUGCUGUAUAUAUUUUAUUUUUAUAUUUUCUAAAUGUGCCUCCCUUUACGUAAACAUAAUAUUUUUAAACAAGAUGAUGAUAAGCAUGCAGUUUGUCGCUGAAUUUUUUUGUAUGUUGCUGUUGUCC
This is a messenger RNA of Aplysia californica (California sea hare), 4042 nucleotides long. RefSeq lists its product as uncharacterized. Lineage: Eukaryota; Metazoa; Mollusca; Gastropoda; Aplysiida; Aplysiidae. Gene Ontology annotation, cellular component: membrane. Gene Ontology annotation, biological process: tissue regeneration; cell adhesion. The transcript is spliced from 4 exons. The record is from RefSeq and is a predicted model, not a curated record. Bases 97 to 774 code for a protein of 225 amino acids.